Molecule: messenger RNA, 835 nt
Organism: Plutella xylostella (diamondback moth)
Lineage: Eukaryota; Metazoa; Arthropoda; Insecta; Lepidoptera; Plutellidae
Gene: Tctp
Product: translationally controlled tumor protein
Cellular component (GO): cytoplasm
Molecular function (GO): calcium ion binding
Source: RefSeq, marked provisional
CUGGAGGCCGUAGUUUCGGUUUUUAUUAUUUUAAAUCGCCUCUAAUCCUACAAAAUGAGAAUUUACAAGGAUAUUAUUACUGGUGACGAGAUGUUCUCGGACACUUACAAAAUGAAACUUGUUGACGAAGUUAUCUACGAAGUCACCGGUAAACUUGUCACAAGAACCCACGGCGAUGUCCAGAUCGAGGGCUUCAACCCCUCGGCCGAGGAGGCUGACGAGGGCACGGACGCGGCCACCGAGAGCGGGGUCGACAUCGUGCUGAACCACAGGCUCAUGGAGACCUAUGCCUUCGGCGACAAGAAGUCCUACACAUUAUAUUUAAAAGACUAUAUGAAAAAAUUAGUAGCAAAAUUGGAAGAGACCGCCCCCGACCAGGUGGAUGUCUUCAAGACCAACAUGAACAAAGUAAUGAAGGACAUCCUCGGGAGGUUUAAGGAGCUCCAGUUCUUCACCGGAGAAUCCAUGGACUGUGACGGUAUGGUGGCCAUGUGCGAGUACCGUGACAUCAACGGAGUCUCCACACCGGUCAUGAUGUUCUUCAAACACGGUCUGCUUGAGGAGAAGUUCUAAACCAAUUCACAUAAUCUCAGGAUAUUAUAAGCGUAUUGUGACAUGGCUCGGCUAUUAAUGUUAUUCUGUUCAGUCGCAUCUCGCCUAAAUUCAAGUACUCAGUUCAAAAUAUUUAUUUUUUAUUUAUUUUGUAUAAAAUCAUGCCCAUCCCAGCCAAACUGGCUUCCACUCUGCAAGGCUGAACUGUUUUGUAAUGUUUUUCAUAUUGAUGAAUGUUGCAUACCCUACUAAUACUUAAAUAAUAAUAAAUUAAUGAACAAUU